AUGCGAUCGCCCUCGUACGCCGGAAUGUAUGACACGACCACCUGGACGGCUGCUCGCGGGGCGGUCGCGCAGCCCGAGCUGGCCGCCACCGCGCUCGGGUGUGCGACUUUCGCCAUUUUCGUGUCCGAGAACGCGGAGGCAGUGCCCGUCCCCGGUGCGGGUCUGGCACUUCUCGCUCGUCGGGAUCAGUGGCUGCCGUUCACACCGCAGGCAGUCCGCUGGACGCCAAGGAGCCAAGCCUGCGGACCGAGCUACGGUGGGACCGUUUCCGACGCAGAGGUGCCCGCCAAUGAAGAAGACGAGGAUCGCCGCGUGCGUGAGUCAGUGCAUCACGGCGCGCGGGGCGGCACACGAGCACCAGCGGCGGACGCUGACAGUGACAGGAUCUGCCCGUCGCGCCCCCGCAUCCGCCUGGACCGUCGCACGACCUCGCGGACGUCGACGGGGCGAGCUCGCCCGGUGCAUGCGGCGCGGACCGCGAGAACCCAGCGUCGCGGGAGCGCUCGUGCGCCCACGGAGGGAUGGCAAUGGCAGGAAGCCGCGCGUGCGCGUGCGCGCCUGGGUCUGGGCGAGCGGGGCUGCUCGAGCCUUGGCUGGUUCCACGACGGCAGUAUGGCCCUGUAG
Molecule: messenger RNA, 624 nt
Organism: Fibroporia radiculosa
Lineage: Eukaryota; Fungi; Basidiomycota; Agaricomycetes; Polyporales; Fibroporiaceae
Exons: 2
Coding region: 1-624 (207 amino acids)
Source: RefSeq, a predicted model, not a curated record